Messenger RNA from Chiroxiphia lanceolata (lance-tailed manakin), 1470 nucleotides. RefSeq lists its product as uncharacterized. The transcript is spliced from 10 exons. Lineage: Eukaryota; Metazoa; Chordata; Aves; Passeriformes; Pipridae. The record is from RefSeq and is a predicted model, not a curated record. Bases 1 to 1047 code for a protein of 348 amino acids.
AUGGGGGUCGCGCCGGGCGCGGGGGCGCGGUGCGGUACCCGGGGUGCGGUGCCCGCGGUGCGAAGCGGAGCGGUGUCCGGGGUGCGGAGCGCUGCCCGCGAGCGGCCUCGCUCGCGGGCGGCGCGCGACCCCCCCCCCGUGACACCCCCGCGCGGGCUCCGCGGCGCGAGGCCCCUCAGCCCUCACGGGCCCCUCACCCUCCUCGGCCCCCUCAGACCCCUCUGCCCCCUCACUCUCUUCAGCCCCGCGGCCGCCUCGCCACCUCCCUCCCUCCCUCCCUCCCUCCCUUCCUCCCUCCCCACUCCGCUGGUGCCUCUUCCCCGUCCGUUAAGCGCCGGUGCUGGGAAAUCCUCCAGUGGUGGCGGAAGUGUGUGUGUGUGGGGGCGUGUGGCACAUCCCUGGUAUUGGGGGCUUCAGGGGCUCGGCUCCCCCAGGCCCAGGAGGCAGGUGAAACCCUCGGUUUGUGGGUUAGCGAAGGCAGGUAGCUCAGGAAGGAGAGGUCACGCUUGUCUCAAGCGCCCGGAGAGAGGGCAGCCACCUGCCGCCCUGGGGACCUGGAGCAGUGGUCCAGGAGGUUGUGAGUCUGGAAAACACGAGGCAGCCCUGGACAACUGUAGCUCUACCUUUAAGUGCUGUGACAGUGAAUUACUGAGCAAGCGGGAACAUUCUGAUGCAAGUGAUAUUGAGGAAAACCUGUGCAAUUAUCCAGCUGUACUUACACCGUUAAGGGAGGUCAUUCUGGAUCACAGGGAGGCCCUUCCAAGCAAUAAAAUUCUGUGUUAUCAUUCUCCCAAGGCAGAGUGGAGGUAUAAAGCAGCUAUGUCAGUCAACAACUUCUGUGCCAAGAAAUGGGGAAGAGUUGCUUUAAGGCCGCAAGAUCGUUAUGCAGUCAUCAGACUUCCAUGUGGCAGUGGUAGUAAAUCCAGUAUAGGGAUCAAAUCCUUAAAUAUGUACAAGAACCUAAAUCCUUUCCAUCUCUGGCCCAGGAACAGUAUCUCUACUGGAGGGUUGUGGUGUCGCGGUACUUCCAAGAAAACAGAGCUCUAAAGGAUGUGAUCGAUGGUAGUAACUCUGCUUCUGCAGCCUGUGGAAAGUACCCACACCAGUCAGCACACAAGGAGGUGGGUGGACUAACACAGAGCUCACUGCUGAACUACUGAACUUGGCAGCUCCCUGGCUCCUGCACAUGCAAAACAUUUGAAUUUCCUGUUGGCUCAGAGAAUUGCAGCAUCACAGAAUAGGCCAAGUUGGAAGAGACCCACAAGAAUCAUCGAGUGCAACUCCCACUCCUGCCCAGGACCAUCCCCAAGAGUCAAACCAGGUGCCUGAAAGUAUUGUCCAAACGUUUCUUGAACUCUGUUGGGCUUUGUGCUGUGACCACCUCUCUGGGAAGACUUUUCCAACACCCAACCACCCUCUGGGUGAAGAACCACUUUCUAGUAUCCAACCUAAACCUCUCUGGCACAACUU